GUGGAUGGCAUGAUGGUGCGGGGACGGCGCCGCGGCGGUGGAAGCAGGCUCCCCAGCGGCAUGCCAGUGCCCGCCGGGCGCGAUGGCUAGCGGCAGCGCCGGCAAGCCCAGUGGCGAGGCGGCGGCUUCUCCGGCUCCUGCGGGCGGCGGCGGCGGCGGGGCCUGCUCGCAGCCGCGCAAGAGGCUGGUGUCCGUGUGCGACCACUGCAAGGGCAAGAUGCAGCUGGUGGCCGACCUGCUGCUGCUGUCCAGCGAGGCGCGGCCCGUGCUCUUCGAGGGUCCCGCCGCCUCGUCGUGCGCCGGCGCCGAGUCCUUCGAGCAGUGCCGGGACACCAUCAUCGCGCGCACCAAGGGGCUCUCCAUCCUCACCCACGACGUGCAGAGCCAGCUCAACAUGGGCCGCUUCGGCGAGGCGGGGGACAGCCUGGCCGAGCUGGGCGACCUGGUGGUGUCGCUGACCGAGUGCUCGGCCCACGCGGCCUACCUGGCGGCCGUGGCCACGCCGGGCGCGCAGCCCGCGCAGCCGGGGCUGGUGGACCGCUACCGCGUGACGCGCUGCCGCCACGAGGUGGAGCAGGGCUGCGCCGUGCUGCGCGCCACGCCGCUGGCCGACAUGACCCCGCAGCUGCUGCUCGAGGUGUCGCAGGGCCUGUCGCGCAACCUCAAGUUCCUGACGGACGCGUGCGCCCUGGCCAGCGACAAGUCCCGGGACCGCUUCUCCCGCGAGCAGUUCAAGCUGGGCGUCAAGUGCAUGAGCACCAGCGCCUCGGCGCUGCUGGCGUGCGUGCGCGAGGUCAAGGCGGCGCCCAGCGAGCUGGCGCGCAGCCGCUGCGCGCUCUUCAGCGGGCCCCUGGUGCAGGCCGUGAGCGCCCUGGUGGGCUUCGCCACCGAGCCGCAGUUCCUGGGUCGCGCGGCCGCCGUGAGCGCCGAGGGCAAGGCGGUGCAGACCGCCAUCCUGGGCGGCGCCAUGAGCGUCGUGUCGGCCUGCGUGCUCCUGACCCAGUGCCUCAGGGAUCUGGCGCAGCACCCGGACGGGGGCGCCAAGAUGUCGGACCACAGGGAGAGGCUGAGGAACUCGGCGUGUGCCGUGUCUGAAGGCUGCACCCUGCUAUCUCAGGCUUUACGGGAGAGAUCUUCGCCCAGGACUUUACCGCCAGUGAAUUCCAAUUCUGUGAAUUAGCACCCCACCCCACCCCCCAGACGAAAGGAAGAUAUCUAACUCUCUGCCCCGUCCGUUUAUACCAAAGAAAUCGUAGGUGAGCGGUCCCCGCGCCCCGAACCCCGUGCACCCCGCGCCGCCUUCCCCAAGGCGAGUGGCGAGGCCGCGCGCGCCUGGAGCCCGCGCCCAGGACCUGGGACACGGAAGAUGGGUGACCCCCGGCGCUGUCGCCCCCCAACCCAUCUUCUUGGCUAAAUUUUAUUCUCUGUUGGGCAGGAAGCCGGGCAUGGGCUCGUUUCUCUCUCUCUCUCUCUCUCUCUCUCUCUCUCUCUCUCUCUCUCUCCCUUUCUCGGUGUUUUCUAAUUAAAAGAAAGGUUACCUCAGUUUUCACUCCUUAGACGUGGAUGUAGCUACCUUUUUUUUUUUUUUGUAUGUCAUUUUUUGAAGCAGUCGUGUUGAAUUAGGAGUAUACUUGGUGUGGAAAGUCUGACUUUGCCAUGCGGUUUGCAGAUGUGGGGGGGAGCUACUGUGAGCGUGUGUUUUAUGUUUUAAUUUACACUAUAGAGUGAUUUUUUUUUCUUCCCCUGAUGUCAAGUUUUUACCUUGCAUGUACUGGAGUAUUUAUUUCAUCUAUUAAAAUGUUAUGUUUCUCA
This is a messenger RNA of Lepus europaeus (European hare), 1812 nucleotides long. RefSeq names its product talin rod domain containing 1 (gene TLNRD1). The transcript has a single exon. Bases 83 to 1180 code for a protein of 365 amino acids. Lineage: Eukaryota; Metazoa; Chordata; Mammalia; Lagomorpha; Leporidae. Gene Ontology annotation, molecular function: actin binding. The record is from RefSeq and is a predicted model, not a curated record.